UUGACAGUUCUCUUCCGGGUUGUACUCGUGAGGGGAUGUAGCGCGUGAAAGGGUUAUCUACAAACCUGGAACGUUAAUAACCGUCAUUUUAUAUAUUAACCGUUGUAUUCUUGACAGCCGUUUUUUAAAAUACCCAGCACGUCAACUGAAAAACAUCGUUUGAAUUUUUUGGUGUCGGCUUCGUCUCUUUUGUGCUACGACAUGUUAGUCAGUUGGGUUUCGCUUACUUGUUUUCGUUAUAUUUUCGUCGGUAUUCUGUUUAAAUAGUCCCGUAAUCCCGCAGGUCACAAUGUCUGACAGUGCUGAAGUUAACGGUGCACCUGUCAUGAGCAGCAGUCCUCCUGCAAAAGAGGAGCAGGGAGGAGGAGAAGGUGGAGGAGGCUCGGAGAGGGAUGGAGGGGGUGGUCUGACUGACUCCCAGACAGAGGUGUUGGAGAGGUGUCUUCAUACACUCAAGCAUGCUAAAAAUGACAGUCACACGUUGGCUGCCCUCCUGCUGAUAACUCGCCUUUGCCCUGCAAACCAGCUUGACAAACCCACCCUGAGGCGCAUCUUCGAAGCCGUGGGUCUCAACCUUCCAGCUCGACUUUUGGUGACAGCGAUCAGAGGUAGUGAGAACUCCGGUUUACCCCCACACGAGCUCCUCUCUCUGGGAACAGCUCUGUUGGCUGCACUAAGCACGGACCCAGACAUGGCCGCCCAUCCACAACUCCUCGCCACCAUCCCACUCCUGCUGGGUGUUUUAGCGAACGGACAAGUGAACCAGGAAAAACAGGAGGGUCAGGAGAGCGAUCCUGCCAAUGUGGAAAAAUCAGCUACUGAAAAUAGUGAGCAAAAGGGUGAUGAUGACAGUGAAGUUAAGAACAAAUCAGCAUCACAGGAAAGCGCCUCCCCCUCUAAGCUAGAUGAGGCCAUGGCCGCUGACUGCUACCAGAUUCUUGCAGCUGUGUGUGCCUUACCCAGAGGUCAAGACCAGCUCCUGAGCAGGGGAGCUGUUCCAGCUCUGUGCCAAGCACUGCAUCAAAACCAGACUUUCAGCCGUGAGAGGGGGCUUCCUUUGUUAGGUUGCCUCCUCUCUGGUAAAACCAAAGACAAAGCAUGGAAUAAACACCCUGCAGAACUCCUCUCCUUGCUGGUGCAGCUCUCCAAAGACUUCUCCAAAGCAAGAGACCAGAGCAGGCUGGACAUGUGUGCUCAGCUGGUCCAAUUUCUGCCCCCAGCAGGUGAGGCAGUAGAGAAUGAGGAGUUGAAGGGAGUUGUGUUCCAGGUAUGGGGGGUAUUGAGACCCAUGUUGCAGGCUAAGUUGACACCUAGACAGAUUGGACCAAUACUGGUCCUCAGUGCUUGUCUGCUGGAUUUGUUUGGUUGGGAGCUUGUGGGACCGCCAAAGUUCUGCUGCUUAUUGGUGAACCGGGCUUGUGUGGAGGUCAGGAUGGGUUUGGAGGAGCCGCCAGGUAGCGACGUGAGCCCAGAGCUGCAGCACACACUCACAGGCUGUUACCGGAUCAUGGAGGCUGCUAUCGAGCAGGCCUGCUGUAUGGGAGUAUCACAGACCUCUGCACCCAAUCCUCCGAGCUCUUCCUCAUCACUCAGUCUGCAGCAGAGCAGGCAGGUCCUUGGGGUGCUGGAGGAGACUUUCUCUGCGCUUAUAUACUAUCUUCAGCAGGUGGAUCGAAGUCGCUAUGGUGACCCUUUUGUUUUCGCCACCUUUCGCUCUCUGUGCUCAUGGCUGGCUGAGGAGACAUCCUGUCUGAAGGAGGAAGUGACCGGACUUUUGCCCUUUCUGAUUGGCUACUCCCGCAGCCAUCUGCAGGGUGAGAGCACAGAGCAAGGCCUCUCUGAUUGGAUGGCUGAGCUAUCUGUCAGAGAGGAGACAGAGGCGUGGACAGGAAAAGAAGCUCUGAGGUAUCUUCUUCCUGCUCUGUGCCACCUGUCAGCAGAAGAAGGUCCCAGGAAGGUGCUGCUCACCCUCGACACCCCAGCAUUGCUGGUGGACUUUCUGUGUCAGUGCUGGACUUUUCUCAAAGGGAAAAGUGGUGGCGUGUCUAACAGGGAUCCCAGCAUGGAAACUGCCUGCUCUGCCAUCCUUAACUUUACUGUUACAGAACCAGAGAGAGUCAGGAAGGAUCCAUGUUUCAAAAAGCUUGAGUCUCUCCUGGGUGAAGCACUACCUGUUUUGGUUCAUAAACCUCGCCUGCUGGUUCUAACAGCUAAUUACUGCACAUUGGGGCUAAUGAUUGGAAGACUCAAAUCAGCUCUAUCAGGUUCAGUUGAAGCCAGUCAGAGACGCUUCUUCUCCUCAGCUCUCCGGUUCCUCCGGAGUGCUCUGGACUCCGGCUCCAGCCCCGGCCCAGUGAAGUUGAGCUCCGGCUGGGAGGAGAGCUGGGACGAGGUGGAGGAGCUGUGGAGGCUGAGUCUACAGGCUCUGGGUGGCUGUGUCCGUGCUCAGCCUUGGAUCACCACACUGGUCAGAGAGGAAGGUUGGCUCAAACACACACUCUCCAUGUUGAGUCAGUGUAGCGCUCUGCCUGACCAGCACACACAGGGGGCGCUAGAGGAGGCUCUGUGUGCAAUGGCAGACCAGUGCCCAGUGUGUAAACAGGAGAUCAGAGACACAAUGAGAAAUGAUAGAGGAGCUUUGAGCAGCAUGGAGAACCUGAAGAAGGCUGUGGGAUGGAAGUGAAACCAAGAACUGGGCUUUUCUAGGAGGAAAAGUUGUAAUAAAGGAGGGCUGUUACCACCAUAGUUAUGUGUUUGUGUACUUUACAGACAUGUCUGAUUUAUCACCUGCUGCUCCACAUCUUCUCUUAAGGAAUGACAAGAGCCCACACAUACAUCUCUCUUUGCAAAUGACAUUGCUUCAAAAAGAAAACACAUUUAUUUUUACAGUUGAAUCCAGUGUAAAGGCUUCACAGAUGUAGAAGUGUCCUAUGUCUUGUAGAUGUCUUAUGGAUAACUGCUUCAAUAAAGAGCUAUUUUGUUAGAAAAACAACCACACUCUUUUGCGCUUAUGUUUCUUCCUCUUCUUGUAGGUUUGACCAGUUAUAACUUUAGCCAUCAUCUGAUUUAACUUUUGUUCUGAAGCAAACAUGCAGUCAUGCAAUUAUGAACUCCAUUUGUGAUAACUCAUCAUUUUCUUUCUCAAGUUCCCUGCAUAUUUUUCUUAUUAUUAUAG
Cheilinus undulatus (humphead wrasse) is the source of this 3175-nucleotide messenger RNA. RefSeq names its product neurochondrin (gene ncdn). Gene Ontology annotation, biological process: neuron projection development; regulation of neuronal synaptic plasticity. The transcript has 7 exons. Lineage: Eukaryota; Metazoa; Chordata; Actinopteri; Labriformes; Labridae. Gene Ontology annotation, cellular component: dendrite. The record is from RefSeq and is a predicted model, not a curated record. Bases 290 to 2683 code for a protein of 797 amino acids.